AUGGCUGAUGAAAAGGGUAUUCCAAAUCUUGAACGUUCUCUCUCUACCCCAUCAGAGAAACUUAUCGACGGUCCAAAGGGUGACAAUCUUGAUGCCCAAAAUGUUACUAUCAGUAUUGACAAGAAGCUACUGAUCGAUUUACAGCAGCUUUCAAUUGGGCCUAUUAUCAGUGAAGCUCAUUAUUCUGUGGUUUACCAAGGAUUAUAUAAAUCCCUGCCUGUUGCGAUAAAAGUUAUACAGCCAGAGAAAUCCUCAAAUGUAAGUCCUGAGAGGAAGGUGAAAUUUGAGAGGGAAAUUACGAUGCUAUCUAGAGUGAAGCAUGACAGCAUUGUGAAGUUUAUUGGUGCCUCCACGGAACCAGCGUUGAUAUUAGUCACAGAGUUAAUGAAAGGUGACACACUUCAGAAGUACCUGUGGAGCAUCCGACCACAUUGUCCGGAUUUCAACCUUUCUCUAAGUUUUGCAUUGGGAAUUUCUCGGGCAAUGGAGUAUUUGCAUGCAAUUGGCAUCAUUCACCGUGAUCUGAAGCCAAGUAAUCUACUCCUCACAGAAGACAAGACAAGAAUUAAACUAGCUGACUUUGGGUUAGCUAGGGUGGUGGCAGAAACUGAAAUGACCGCAGAAGCUGGUACAUACCGCUGGAUGGCUCCUGAGUUAUUGUACACAGAACCAGCUGAUUAUGGGGUGAAGAAGAAACACUACAAUCAUAAAGUAGAUGUCUACAGUUUCUCGAUGGUUCUAUGGGAGCUACUCACCAACGACACUCCAUUCAAGGGAAAAACCGACAUAAUGGCAGCGAAUGCUACAGCUAAAAAUUUAAGGCCUAGCACGGAUAACAUUCCUAAGGACAUUGUACCUCUCAUUAGCUCCUGCUGGUCGGAGGAUCCAGCAGAUCGACCAGAAUUUGCGCAAAUAUCAGAUAUCCUUGCAAACAUCCUUGGCGAUGCAUAUAUUCAGCAGACGAUAACGCCAAAUCUUUCUGAGGGGAAGCAGCCUGCUGCAUAUACUCCGCAAACGAUAACUCCAAAUCUCUCUGACAAGGAUCAAUCUACGAGCGAAGAGAUUGCUAAUUCUUCUGGCACCAACAAUUUGAUGGAUAAGAGUGCAGAAAAUAAGAAGAAGAAAAGCAAGAGUUGGUUAUGCUGUUUCAAGAGUGGCUACAAUGACAAUCUCCAAUAAAUGCAGUAGCUUUUCACUGGUCAAGGUAAAUGUAGAUAAUUGAUGCAAGAUUACAAGUCCUGCCUCUGCCAAUUUUGCUAUAGUUAGGAUAUACAGAAAGUAUAGAUUACGCUUCAAAGCAUAUGUUGUCCAAAUACACCAUCAUUCUUGACAUUGUACAGAAAGCAACAGCAUGGAAUCUUGUAAAGAGAAAAACAGAAAAAUAAGGACAAGAGUAUAGCUCACAUCAACUUAACAACUCGCUAUCUCUUGCGUAUGCAUUCUCCGCUGUAUUUCUGCAGUUAUACAAAACAUAAUACUAAGUGUGAUU
Nicotiana tabacum (common tobacco) is the source of this 1489-nucleotide messenger RNA. RefSeq names its product serine/threonine-protein kinase STY13-like. Gene Ontology annotation, biological process: protein phosphorylation. The record is from RefSeq and is a predicted model, not a curated record. NCBI's taxonomy places the organism in Eukaryota, Viridiplantae, Streptophyta, Magnoliopsida, Solanales, Solanaceae. Gene Ontology annotation, molecular function: ATP binding; protein serine/threonine kinase activity.